CCUUCUGUAAAACAAGGCUCUAGUAGCUACCUUCCUGGGUCUCGUAUGUAUUUUGCAGGGGGAGAGGGGGCAUUUCUGUUCCUCAUCCUGGGUCAGAGUUCAGCCUGGGGGCGACAGACAUGAUGUGAGGCAGAGGGAGGUGCAGCCCAGCAAGCGCCCAGGAUGGCACUGCCAGCUGGAAAAGAACUGGGGCUCCAGGCCAGCCUCUCGGACUGACUGAGAGAGGAUGUUCAUCGGAGAAGGACUCUCCCCUGUUCUGGGGCAAUUGCUCCUCUGGAAAGGGACCCUCACUUCCAUUCUGGCCUCUCCCCUUGGCCCCUGUCCCCCAACCCAGCACAGCUGUACUGGCUCUGACCGUGUACCCCAGGCAAGGCGCCACCUCCCGGGGACCAAGUGAAAGGCCUGGCCGUCUGUGCUUCUGGGGCCUGAAACCUGACCUGAGGGUCACCCCAGAUGUCCAAUGUCCACCACUCACCCCACAAAACUUUCCCCAGGGCCCCCUUUGGGACUGUCCCACCUAUCCACUGAUCCCUCAGGAAAGGUUUCCAUACGCACCCCAUCCUGGGCUGGCAAUGCUUUAGAGGAGGUGGAGGAGGCAGAGAAUGAGAGAAUGGGGCUGGGUGGAGGCGUGGACCACUGAGGGGUCCCCCGGGAGUGCACCCUCUCAUGGAAGAAGUGGCAACUCCCCAGGCUGCUCUGGGGUGCAGGCUGGCCAUCUGAGGAACAGCUUCUGGCCAGGAGGCUGCAUCACUGUGGUCCAGAACUUCCCGGCUUACUCUCUGCUGGCCCAGCUCCAUGUGGCCUCCCUGCCAGCUCCACGAGGGGCCCUGGUGCCCUUCCAGUGCCAAGCCCUGCUGGGAGCCCCACGUCCAGUUCAUGCAGCCCCCAGUCCUGCCUGCACCCUGCGGGAGCCAGCCUAUAACCGCUAUCCCAGAGGGCAGGGCCAGCCCCACCUCUGGCCUCCUGGAGGGAAGGCAGAGCCCCCUCCCCCAAGAAAACCCCUCUCUGGCCCCCCACCGGCAGAGUGGCAGGGGGAGAUCCAAGCCCAUGGUCAGGCCGCCCAGGACACUGCCGGGCCAGCUGGAGAGCCCCUCGUCAGAUGUUCCCAAGAAAACCUGCUACCCUGGCCUUUGGGGAGGGCGUGGGGGUGCAGACCUCCCUGGAGCUCCUGGCCUUGGGCUCUGUCGCCUUCUGCAGCUGCCGGCCAUCAGGCAGGACUCAGGGACCGGCCCGCGGGCGGCCGCGACACGGUGCGGCUCAACGGCGACAUCGUCACGGCGCCCGCCUUCGGCCGCCUGCUGGACUUCAUGUACGAGGGCCGCCUCGACCUGCGCAGCGUGCCUGUGGAGGACGUCCUGGCCGCAGCCAGCUACCUGCACAUGUACGACAUCGUCAAGGUCUGCAAGGGCAGGCUCCGGGAGAGGGAGCAGGCGCUGCUCCGGGAGAACCCAGCCCCUCCGGGAAAACCGGGGCCUCCUGGCCCGCCCCUGUGCCCCCUGCCUGCCUGGACCCCUGAGCUCUGCCCUGCUGCUCAGAAGGCCAGGCUCCCCGGGACUGGGGUCAAGGCUGCCCUCCCUCCACGAGCACUGGUACCUCCCCCCUGGCAGCCCCCAGGGGAGUCAGACCGGGCCCUGGACCUGUCGUUGAAGCCCCGCCCAAGGCAGGAGCCAGUGCACCCUCUCUGCACCCUCCAGGCAGCCCCCCACAGCCAGGUGCAGCAAGGGACCCCACCACUAGUGAAAGAUGAGCAGGACUCGCUGUCGGGACAGGAGGGCAGUGGCCCUCAGAGCCCACACAGCACCCUGCAGCCACCCUGUGCUCCUGCAUCCAAGGGCCAGACAGUGGGCUUGGAGCCUCUGCCGUUCAGUGGGGUGGGCAGCAGGGAGCUGGAGCCGGAUGCAGAGCGGGGGGCGCGGGGGGACGAGCGGGGUCCCAGCGGGCAUCUCUGUGUCUGCCCACUGUGCAGCAAGCUGUUCCCCAGCGCCCACAUGCUGCAGCUGCACCUGAGCGCCCACUUCCGCGAGCGGGAUGGCUCCCGGGCUAAGCUCUCGCCCGACGGCACUGUGCCCACCUGCCCGCUCUGCGGGAAGACCUUCUCCUGCACAUACACGCUGAAGAGGCACGAGCGCACGCACUCAGGCGAGAAGCCCUACACGUGUGUGCAGUGCGGCAAGGGUUUCCAGUACUCCCACAACCUGAGCCGCCACGCCGUGGUGCACACUCGCGAGAAGCCUCACGCUUGCCGCUGGUGUGAGCGCCGCUUCACGCAGUCCGGGGACCUCUACCGCCACGUCCGCAAAUUCCACUGUGGCCUGGUCAGGUCCCUGCUCGUGUGACAUAUCUCUGGGGGUCGUGGGGGUGGAGGAGAGGGCGGACUUCCCAGGGGGACACUGGGACGGAGCGUAAAGGACAGAGAGUUCGGCCGGCAGAUGCCCCUGAGCCUGGACUCGGGCCAGCAGAAAGUACACCGCUGCCCCCGGAACACCACGUCGUGCUCCCCCGCAGGUGACUGGCCAGCCUUCUCCAGGCCUCGCCCCCUCCCCAGCCCUUGGACUCACUCCUGCGUGCUCUGACCCAGAUGCUCUUCCCCUCUGUCCUCUGCAGCCAGUUCCAAGGGGGUUGGAGGGGUCCUGAGCUCUGGCAUGAGGAGGCGCAUUUGUCCUCCUGGGAGCUUCCCUGGCCACCUCUCUGGCAUACUCUGGUGUGCCCCCAUGAGCCCCAUGCCGUGCUCGCUGAAGGAUGCACACAUCACAGAAGUUCUUGGUGUGGGUCCCCGACAGGGUGCUUGAACAGAACAGGCCACUCCUGGUGGGUGGCAGCAGGAGCCCUUUCUGAGGAGGCCUCAGGUGCAGUGCAUGCCAGCAGGGACAGGGCCAUCAGGGCACAGCUGUUGGUGUAGGGGGUGCAGGUCCCAGUGGGGACCCCAGGGUGGCAGGAGCAGAACCAGCCAGAAGCUAAGUGGCUCUGGAGUUGUGGGCACUGGGGUGGGAGGUAAGGCCUCUAGAGCUUGCAGUCCUGACCGCGCUGCGGCUUCGGGCAGAGAAAGUCGGAGUUUGGAAAGGAUUCUCUUUAGAUGCAAGAAGAGCCUCCCGAGGUUGCCAGAUGUCUGCCCAUGUGUGAUGAGCGGUGCCACUUCCCUGAACACAAAGGCACGGGGUGCCUCCAAGCAUCCCCAGGGUAGGGCUGAGGGGCCUGGAAAUGCAGCUACCUGCCCUGAGUAUUAUAGGCUGCUGCUGGGCCACGGUGGGCUUGACCCUGAGGUCGCUCGUUCACCUACUCCAGGUCCCCCUGGUACUGCUGGUCAUUUCCAGAGCACUCGGCUUGAGCCACAGGCCGCUCUGUCUACCAAGAGCCCUGUUUGCAGGGUUUUGCCUCCCUGCAGUGGGGUACGGGUGAAAGUGGCCAUUGCACAUGGAGGGGGUGGGGGGAAGGUGGGCGGCAGUGGGCCAACACAGGCCCCACCCCUAUCCACAGCCAGGGCACUGACGCUUUGAGAUUGAAGGGCCUCUGUGCGUGCAGCUGGUCAGGGUUGCCCUGCCUUGCCUGCAAAUCUAGCUGCCAGACCUUCAGUGGCUGUGGCAAGGAGGGGUCAGAGGGGGGCCGCCCCUGCUUCUUGGUGUCCAGCGGGUGGCACAGCCUCCUGGAAUCCUUUCCUCAGACCACAGCGUGGGCUGUUUCUGCUGUGGCUGGAGUCGGUGCUGAGGAUGGCACCUGGCCUCGUUUAAGUUAUUUUCUCUUCUCCUGACAACACUUGAUGUCAUAUUUAUUCAUCUGCCUAGUCUGGAGUGCAGUGACUGUGGGCCUUCACAGCAGGUGGACAGACGGGCUCGUCUCCCUGUGCCCUCAGCUCUCCUAGCAUGUGGACAGCCUGCAUGACAGUCCAGCCCUGGGGCUCAAGCUCAGCAGCCCUGGACAGCUGUGGACCAGAGGGCACUGGGCAAAGGAGACCCCUGCUUCUGACUCUUCUGUCUCUGGCCCUCCAACCUCUGAAGGGCUCAUGGGACAUGUCUUUUGGCAUGUACUCCAUGAUCAGGUUUCUUCGUGUGUGUGUGUGUGUGUGUGUGUGCGCACGCGUGUGAGCGUGCGUGCACGCAUUUGUGCACAACCCUAGCAAAUGGCAGGGCUGAGCCGUGCCAGCAUCCGUGGCAGCUGUGCCACUGGCCCCAGCAGGCAGUGGGGAGGUGUGGCAGUGGCCCUGGUUUUCCCCAGGGGCUUCCAUGGGGGAAGAAAUUUACUUUCCUGCCCUGAGUUAUCAACACUGGAUUCAUUGUUUUCAGCACUUACUGUGAAGUUAAUGUAAAGCGAAGAGGUCGGUUUUUAAUUUGAUGUCCUACACAAUUCAAAUGAAAUAUAUACAAAUGAGACACUAA
Molecule: messenger RNA, 4370 nt
Organism: Manis pentadactyla (Chinese pangolin)
Lineage: Eukaryota; Metazoa; Chordata; Mammalia; Pholidota; Manidae
Gene: ZBTB42
Product: zinc finger and BTB domain containing 42
Exons: 2
Coding region: 603-2336 (577 amino acids)
Biological process (GO): regulation of transcription by RNA polymerase II
Cellular component (GO): nucleus
Molecular function (GO): RNA polymerase II cis-regulatory region sequence-specific DNA binding; protein binding; DNA-binding transcription factor activity, RNA polymerase II-specific
Source: RefSeq, a predicted model, not a curated record